AUGCGUGCCGUUUUCGCUGCCCCCCUGCGCCGCUGCGCUGCGGCGCCUAUCCGGCGUGCGCAGAUGAGUGCACGCCGCGGCAUCCAGAUGGAGGGCCGCCCGGGCCCCCUCCCGUCGUCGCCGCCGCCGCCGCCGCCAAAGGUGAACAAGGCGACGCGCCGUGCGGUCGCACGUUCCAUCACGCUCGUUGCGCUGUUUGGUGGUGCAUGCUUUGGCGUGUACUGCAUGGACUCGCGCGCGGGCGUGCACCGCUACGUCUUUGCACCGAUGCUCCAGCUGUUUACCGACCCCGAGUCGGGCUCCAAGUUUGCGGUCAAGGUGCUCAAGUGGGGCCUCGGUCCGCGGGACUGCGGCGUGGACGACGAGGUGCUGCACACGGAGCUAUUCGGCAAGAAGAUCUCGAACCCGAUCGGCCUUGCGGCGGGCUUUGACAAGCAGGCCGAGGCGAUCGACGGCCUGUUUGACCUCGGCUUUGGCCUCGUGGAAGUCGGCUCCGUGACGCCGGAGCCGCAGCCCGGCAACCCGCUGCCGCGCAUGUUCCGCCUGCCGCUCGACGCCGCGGUGAUCAACCGCAUGGGCUUCAACUCGGAGGGCCACGCGGCCGUGGAGCAGCGCCUGAACGAGCGCCUCCAGGGCUGGGUCGUCCGCGUGCUCGCCGCCGGCCGUGCGCUCGUGACGGACCUCGGAAUGGAGGAGGUGCAGCGCGACCCGACGCAGCUCGCGCGCGCGCAGCUCUUUGCGGCGUACCCGGGCGCAGACACCGCGCUGCUCGACCGCUUCGGCGUGCCGCGCAGCCUGAAACAGGACCGCCUCCUGUCGAUUAACCUCGGCAAGAACAAGACGAGCCGCGAGGACUCGGUCACGGACUACGUCGAGGGCGUCCAGCGCCUCGGGCCGUACGCCGACAUGAUCGUCGUAAACGUCAGCAGCCCCAACACGCCGGGCCUGCGCCGCCUGCAGCGCCGCAGCGUGCUCGAGGGCCUCUUGCGCGACGUGGUGCGUGCGCGCGACGGCGUCGUCAAGGCCGCGCCGGAGGGCGCCGCGCUCCCGCUCCUCGUCAAGGUCGCGCCGGACCUGUCCGAGACCGAGCUGCACGACGUGUCGGACGCGGCAGAGAACACGGGCAUCGACGGUAUCAUUGUGAGCAACACGACCAUCUCGCGCCCGGCCGGCCUGCUCUCGCACGAGUACGUGCACGAGGCGGGCGGCCUGAGCGGGCCCCCGGUCAAGCCGCUCGCGCUCCACGCGCUCUCGACGAUCCACGCGCGCAACCGCGGCAAGAUCCCGCUGAUCGGCUGCGGCGGCAUCUCCUGCGGCCAGGACGCGCUCGACUUUGCCAAGGCGGGCGCGAGCGCCGUGCAGCUGUACACGGCGCUGGCGUACCAGGGCGCGGGCCUCCCCCGCCGCAUCAAGGACGAAGUGACCGAGAUCCUGCGUGCCGAAGGCAAGACCUGGGCGCAGGUCGUCGGCACCGCGGUGCCCAAGGGCGAGCCGGAGACCUACGCGCCGGACCCGAUCAAGAACGUCGGUCUUUUCCCUGGCGCGCAGGACGCGUUCGACCGCAGUGUCGUGAGCGUGCGCAACGAGCUCGAGCACCUGCGCACCUCGCUGCAUGCCCCGGCGUCGCACCACGACACGGAGCACCGCCGCGCGGUGCCGUUCCAUGUGGACGCGCAGGAUACCGAGUACAUUGACCUCCUCGACAAGGUGCACCGCGUGCUCGACGACACGCCGCACUUCCACGAGGACGGCGUGCACCGCCUCGGCCUGCCGCAGCGCGCGUCGAGCGUGCCGGAGCACAUCCUGGCGACCGCCAGCGAGCAGCACCUCACCCAGGGCGAGGUCCUGCACCAGGCCGUGCACGACGCGACGCACGUCGACGUCCCGGGCCAGACGAAGCCGUCGGGUGCCCCGGCGACGACGCCGUCGGGCCUGCGUGCGCCCAAAGACCAGAAGCUCUCGAGCCCGGUGCUGCAGCAGGCCAACGCGUUCCGCGACGCGGAUAAGCACCGCGUGAUUUAG
Molecule: messenger RNA, 2022 nt
Organism: Malassezia japonica
Lineage: Eukaryota; Fungi; Basidiomycota; Malasseziomycetes; Malasseziales; Malasseziaceae
Exons: 1
Coding region: 1-2022 (673 amino acids)
Biological process (GO): 'de novo' pyrimidine nucleobase biosynthetic process; pyrimidine ribonucleotide biosynthetic process
Cellular component (GO): cytoplasm; mitochondrial inner membrane
Molecular function (GO): dihydroorotate dehydrogenase activity
Source: RefSeq, a predicted model, not a curated record